GUCCCAUUCAGCCGCGGAAUCGAGGAAAGCUCGCACAGGGGUAUAGAUUAGUCAGUCGUUCGGUUCCGCUCGUCCUGAGAGGCAUAUCCCGGUAGUAGCUCCUAGUCGGCUGUGCCCAGGGAUUACUUGUUGAUACGCGCGCGAAGGAGCAGCAGCAGCAGCAGCAGCUGAGGAGGAAGGAAAAGGAGCGAGGACACGAGAAAGCGGAAGCGGGAGAGUCGAGCUUUAUCGAGCGAGAAGUGCAGAGCGCGUCGGAUCAAUCCCGGAAGAAGAACGUCUCUCUCUCUCUCUCUCUCUCUCUAUUUAUCUGCCCUCGAGAAGAAAAACAACAACCGAUCGCGACGACGAGAUGAAGACGACGUGCGCAAUGCUGCUGGCGGUGCUCGCCCUGAUGAACUGCGGCGCGGACGCGUGGGGUGGCCUCUUCAACCGCUUCAGUCCUGAGAUGCUGUCCAACAUGGGAUACGGCAGUCACGGCGGAUACCUCGGCAGGUCGUCCGCUUUCCUACAGCACGGGAGCAGCUUCAGCGACAACGGUCUGGACGACGGCGCGGACGAGCCCUGUUACGAGAGACGCUGCAACACCAACGAGGACUGCUGCCCCGGCUCGGUUUGCAUGAAUCCCGAAGGAGAGUGGCCCGAGGGACGCUGUAUGUUCAUCUACGGCCUGAAACAGGGCGAGCUUUGCAGGAGAGACAACGACUGCGAGACUGGCCUCAUGUGCGCUGAGGUCGCCGGAAGCGACAGCCUCUCCUGUCAGCCGCCUGUCACGUCGAACAAGCAAUACAGUGAAACCUGCAGCAUGUCCAGCGAGUGCGACAUCAGCCGAGGCCUCUGCUGUCAGCUGCAGCGGCGACAUCGUCAGACUCCGCGAAAGAUGUGCUCAUACUUCAAGGACCCACUAGUCUGCAUCGGUCCAGUGGCGGCGGACCAGGUGAAGCACGUCGUGCAGUACACGUCGGGCGAGAAGCGGAUCACCGGCAAGAACAACCGACUGUACAAGCGGGGAUUCGCUUAAGCUUCCUAACCCCGACCUCCCUGUUAUCACCCCUUACCCCCCCCCACCCAAAAAAAAAAAAAGAAAUGAACCCCCACCUACCCUCCGAUAAAAAAAAUCAAGUCUUUCUUUCGCUCCGCGUUCGGUCGAGCUGCGAAUCAAACUCUAACUUAUAUACUAACUAGUUGAGCAAGAAAUACAUACACUUGAUUUCGUGCAGCCGAUUGUAAUUCCUCGUUGCUUAUAUGAGUAUAUCGUACGAAAAAAUGAAUGGCCAACAUUGAAUACUCUUCCCUCUAGUCUUCGCGUGGUAUAUAUCACCGACCAACUACUUAGUUCACGAAAGGAUAUUGAAGACGAGGCGCGCACAUAUAUGCACACUUAUAUCCUGAUCUUUCUCCUUGAAUUGCGAUACACGCGAAUUAUGAAAGUACGUUGCGCGAAUAACUCUUUUUAUAUUUCGUCUUUUUCAACAGCAAUUAUGGAUAUGCAUACUUCAAAGUCUUCUAUGAUAUACGUACGAUGAUAAGUUUAGCAUUUGCGUUUUUGCGCGAGCUUUUUCGCCGAGAAAAAAAAAAGUAAACGAAUUGAAAGUACAGACACGCGGCUUCCAGCUAAUAGACAUAUACGUAUUAUGAUUAUUAUUAUCACUCGUCUUGCGACUGAAAAAUACAACACAUAUCAAGAUUCGUGCUUUAAUCUCUAAGAUUAGUGACGUAAUGAAUAUAUUUACCGAUGUAUAACGUAUUUUAUGGACGAGCGAGUAAGAGAGAAAAGAGAUGAGAAGCGAAGAGCAACAAAACAUAUCAACUAGAAAGUGAUUCAUAUAAAAAAAAAUGCACAAAAAAAGGCGCGCCGACGACUUUUCGUCGCGUGGCGGAUACAUAAUGAAAGAAAGGGAUUACAAUAUACAAAAAAAGAAACAGCUCUAUAAGUUGUAACGUUAAGUAAAUAUACUUGUAAUAUUAAAGAUAUCGUAUAUAAUGUAUGAAUCGCGCGGAGCGAGGUGAUCCCCGAGAGUAAUAAAAUAAAAACAAAUUCCUCGACACGAAGCGUAUAAGUAAUAUGCGUCGGAUUUCGGCUUUGAUCCCUUUUGACGGAUUUGCCUCGCUCCGCCACGGGAAUAUAUAAUUCGUUUCUGCUCUGCAUACAGCGAACGCUGCCCUUUUGGGCACCUGAGCUCCCAGUCUAGAAAAAUCAAUAUAAGAGUAUAUAUUACCGAUAUAACGCGAGAGAGAAAGAGAGAGAGAGAGAGAAAUUGCCGUAUCGCGUGCGAAUCACGUCGUUGAGAAAUGUGUCUACUUAUUCGCCUGACACGACGUGGAUCUCUUUCUUCUCGAGGCAUUUCGAUUCGACAGCCGUGUUCUCCUCUUUGACUUAUUAUUAUUAUUAUUAUUGUAAUUUUUAAGAAAUGUUAUAUAUGAAGCUGGUCUUGAAAAACGAGUUGUUUACUAUCGUUUGUUGUGUAUACGUUGAAUACUUAAAUUCUAUUUUUUGUCUUUGAUUCGCUUUCGUAAUGUUAUAUUGUAUAAGGAACGUUGAGGACUCAGAUGAUUAAUUUUUGAAUCCAUAUUUUUGUGCUAAUUAUGACAGAUCACUCGGAUGCCUGAAUACAAGCUGCGUAUAGAAUAUACUGAGAAAAAGAAAAACAGAAAAAGAAAUGAACACAAAAAACUGUUGAAUUAUACGAUUUAUGCUUAUUACCCUAUAUGAAAAUUAUAUUUUUAUCUUUGAUCGAUGUAUGCUGCGUCGUUGACUGCAUCUGUGGAGAUGCAUCGGACGCAUUAUGCACGACAGCAUAGUAUGAUAUUUUCUCUCAAAGCGUUAAACCACUCAUAUACACCUGUAUGUAUAGCAUCUAUCUGUUUACGAUUUUUUCACAAUACAUCGAAUGCAUACAGUACAUCGUGGGGGCCUAUCGUGUGAAAGAGAUCGGGAUGAAUAAUAUUUUUAUAGAAGAUUACGAAAAGCUCAUACUUGCGUUAAACUUUCAAUUUUCCAGUCGAGAAAAAUAUGGAAUUAUUUGAUUAACCCCGAUCUCUUGGUACCAAAUUCUCUGAAUCUUAUAGUCUCACCCUUUUGCAACUGAUGCUGAUGAUGAUAAGCAAUGUUGUUAGCCCGUAUGUUAUGACAUUGAACGUUUUCAGCAUAUCUGGCUCGAUAUCGAUUGAUCAUCGUCUGUUACUUGUGUUUGUUUAAACGGCUUCACUUUCCGUAACGUUAUUGUACUCAAACAUUUACCGUUCUACAAUCUAUCGAGAUAUUGAUAAAAGAAUAUUAUAUUGUCGAGAAAAGUACGAAACCCAACUUGUGGGAUUAUUAAAUAUAUCAAAAUUACUCAAAGUUCAAAAUUGACUCACAACAUUGUAGAGCUCGUAUGAAUCGUACUAAUAUAAAAUGUCAAGAUCGCGUAUAUUUUUACAAGGGAUAUGACAUUGUUAAAAAAAAUAAAUGAUGAAGAGAAAGACGUAAUACUAUACGAACAUAUGUAGAAAAAAAAACAAUUGAACAUAUAGAAAGUACUAACAACUAUUUUACGAAUUCCGUCUCUGAAAUGAAAGUAAUAUCUGAUCACGUACAAGCAGAUAUAUAUAUAAUAAUUAUACACAUAUAAGACUCUGUUGGACUUAACGACAAAUGCUUUGAUCUACAGUUGAAUUUCUAUUGAAUUUUAAUCCUAAUUAUGAAUUCGAAUCAGUUUGAAGACGCAUAUAUUAGCAUUUACUAAAUAGCACCUGAUUUCUAUUGUAAAUUUGUACAAUAAGAUAAAAAUGACGAUGAAGACUCGAUUAUUUCCUUGAAAAUAUAUACAUAUCAUAGCGAGUAAGGAUUUCUAAUUGUUAAGAAAUGCUCAAAGUGGAAAAAAGCACUCGAGUGCCAGCGGAGCGUUUUUGAAAGUCGCUUACGAGAUUGAUGUAAGAGUAUUAGAAGCGUUUCUAAUGAGUUUAGCUUUUCGACUAAUACGUGAGCGAGAUACACGCCUCCUUACUUUAAAAGAUCGUUUCAAUGAGUUUCGAAACUUUGAAAACACACCGAUUUAUCGUAAAUAUAUUUUAUGGGCGUCUAUUGGCCUUUUUUCGAAAGCAUCUAUACAUCGGUUAUUGAUUCCAACGCUAUUGUAUAUGUGUGUCUAACUGUAUGUGUAUCAUUCACAAUAAAACUGUAUUUCAAAAAGAAA
Messenger RNA from Nasonia vitripennis (jewel wasp), 4175 nucleotides. It is a transcript of the gene spab, whose product is annotated as prohormone-3. NCBI's taxonomy places the organism in Eukaryota, Metazoa, Arthropoda, Insecta, Hymenoptera, Pteromalidae. The record is from RefSeq and is a predicted model, not a curated record. The coding region runs from base 350 to 1018 and encodes 222 amino acids. The transcript has 6 exons.